Messenger RNA from Iphiclides podalirius (scarce swallowtail), 1815 nucleotides. Lineage: Eukaryota; Metazoa; Arthropoda; Insecta; Lepidoptera; Papilionidae. The record is from the annotation of a GenBank genome assembly.
AUGGCGGCCGCCGUCGGCAGGAUUUGUGGGGCACGACUUUUGAAAAAUUACAACUUAGUUUCACCCCAGGUCUGUCAGCUGUCCACUAAUGCCCAAGGAUGGACAAGAAACAGAAAAUUGCUCCUGUCGACAUUAGGUGUAAUAGGCGGUGGAGCAGGAGCUCUUCUCUUUGCCCUUGAACAAUCUGUUCAAGCUUCAGGGACUGAAGCUCAUCCGUAUCACCAACCCUGGAGCCAUGACGGUUGGUUCAAAUCAUUUGAUCAUGCCAGCGUACGCCGCGGUUAUGAAGUGUAUAAGCAAGUGUGUAAAGCAUGCCAUUCAUUGCAAUACAUUGCUUUCCGAAACCUGGUCAAUGUUACCCAUACUGAAGAGGAAGCUAAGGCUGAGGCAGCAGAGGUAAUGAUUAAGGAUGGCCCUGAUGAAGAAGGAAACUACUUUGAGAGGCCUGGAAAGCUGUCGGACUACUUCCCAUCACCAUAUCCUAAUGAAAAUGCUGCUAGGGCAGCCAAUAAUGGUGCCUACCCGCCUGAUCUGUCGCUCAUCUGCUCGGGACGUAAGGGUGGCGAAGAUUACAUCUUUGCGCUACUUACUGGUUACACUGACCCACCAGCUGGUGUAUUGUUGCGUGAAGGACAAAACUACAAUCCUUACUUCCCAGGCGGUGCUAUCUCUAUGGCUCAAGUAUUAUAUGACGAGGCGGCUGAAUAUAGUGAUGGAACUCCUGCUACCGCUUCACAACUGGCUAAGGAUGUUUCUACCUUCCUGCGAUGGUGUUCGGAGCCUGAAUUAGACGACCGGCGUCUUAUGACCAUCAAAGCUAUAGGGAUAUUCUCCACACUUGCUGUUAUAGUCUACUACUUUAAGCGGCACAAAUGGAGCACGAUCAAAUCCAGGAAACUAGCUUACAAACCAUGUAGUGGGUGCACUUCCCUAGGUCCUGAAACAGUGCUAGUUACUAGAGAUGAUGACGGCACAAUAUUUUGCAGCAGAGAAACUAUUCCAAACACAGAAAUAAAUACAUUCUUGAGGCAAGCAGCGAUAAGAAGUAUAACUUGCGAAGUGAGUUGGAGUAAAGAAGGUGGUGUGAUUUACUUCAGUGACAUUCCGGGCCAUGUAUUAAGCUUAAUGUUUCAACUAAAGGAUACUAGAGCCCGGGGAUUGAAAAGAUGGUUCUCGAUUGUGGUGCUAAUGAAAGACAAGUUGUUACUUCUAAAUCUAACGCCAAUGCUGUCUGAACAAAUGCAGAAAAUAUCAAAAGAACUUCAAGAAUUAGCUAAUGUUGUGUUUGAGAAUGAGCAAAGUAUUUGUUCCCAAAGAGCAUUGAGGCUAAAAACUGGAAGAAAUGAUUUUGGCCAGUCCAGAUCUUUAACACAAUUAACUGGUGAAGAAAAUAUCUACAAGAGACUUCAUUCUCAUUUUACAUGGAUGUUAAAAACUGGUGCACUCACAUAUUCGGAGACUUUGUAUACAAUGUUCAGGAUAUUAUUAUAUUGCGUAUUAACUGGAGUAGAUGUAAUUGUGAAUUCUAACUGCAGUAAUUCAACAAACAUUAUACAGGGUUUAUCACAGUUCUUACCAAUUCCUGCAAACACGGCAUUUGCUAAAAUUAGAAGCGAAAAUACAGAUGCCACUACAUCUAAAUGUUGUAUUUUAGAACAGAGUGAGGAUUGCAAUUAUAAUUGCAAAUGGUUCAGCAAAAUACCUGUUAAGUGCCCUACUCUUAUGAACAAGAUCGAAAAUGCAAUCUCAAAUGAAAUGUUCAGUGAACCAAUACUGAAUCAACACAUUAAAUCACUACAGUUAGAGUGGUUGGGU